Messenger RNA from Aspergillus homomorphus CBS 101889, 640 nucleotides. RefSeq lists its product as uncharacterized. The record is from RefSeq and is a predicted model, not a curated record. Lineage: Eukaryota; Fungi; Ascomycota; Eurotiomycetes; Eurotiales; Aspergillaceae. Bases 171 to 380 code for a protein of 69 amino acids. The transcript is spliced from 2 exons.
GUCAAGCUAACCCACGCCUCUAAAAGAGAGCCUAAGACAUAAGAGACACGCAUCUUCCUCCCAACUUUCAUUGAAAACUGCCUCGCAGUGAAGAUAACGCUUUUGAAGAAGCCAACGAAUCAGAGUCCAAACCGAAAUUAGUUUUGCGCCGGCCUUCCUGUUGGUACACCAUGCCUUUAUUGGAUGAUGUAGUGAAGACAUUCCCACCGCGAGGAAAUAUGCAGCAGCAUAGGCUAUCGAAAGCCACGAAUGUCUAUUGCACUCGAUGCAACUGUACAAAGACUGCGAAGCUUGUGACCACCAUCGAUGAGAAAUGGGACGAACUAUACUGCAAUGCAUGUUACGGCAACAAUUUAGCAACAACAGAAACCGCGGGCUAAAGAGCGGUUUUUGGUAGACAUUCCACCUGGUUGCUUCCUACGGGAUAAUACUACUACUACUCUACAAAAAGCUAUGCACAGACACAUUGGGCUAUACAAAUCUUGUUCGAUACUGUUAUCCAUGCAGGGUUCUGUUUUUAGCCAUUAAUCACGUUGCUAUACCCUGCAGAAGGGGUGCAGUCUUUUAUCAUUAGCUUGGUGCUAUAGUGUACGACGAUAUAACUGAAAAUAGACGGUCCGCAGAGACAAGGAAUGAACAC